Messenger RNA from Talpa occidentalis (Iberian mole), 5488 nucleotides. RefSeq names its product class I histocompatibility antigen, Gogo-OKO alpha chain-like. Gene Ontology annotation, molecular function: peptide antigen binding; signaling receptor binding. Gene Ontology annotation, biological process: immune response; antigen processing and presentation of endogenous peptide antigen via MHC class I via ER pathway, TAP-independent; antigen processing and presentation of endogenous peptide antigen via MHC class Ib. The record is from RefSeq and is a predicted model, not a curated record. The transcript is spliced from 10 exons. The coding region runs from base 261 to 1439 and encodes 392 amino acids. NCBI's taxonomy places the organism in Eukaryota, Metazoa, Chordata, Mammalia, Eulipotyphla, Talpidae. Gene Ontology annotation, cellular component: external side of plasma membrane.
GCAGCCAGGUUUGAGAUAAAACCAGACAUGUUGGUCUUGGGGGAGCUUUUUGGCUUCAGGGCUCUUGGCUUGCGGCCAGCUCUCAUAGUACUAUUGGGUUUCCAGGUUGGCGGAUCAGAAAUCCGAGGUUUGGAAUUUAACUCAAGAGCUGAAGAAGGAAGGAAGCAGGAUGGAGCCGGAAGGAGAACUUGAGCAGGCACAUGGAGCCAAGAGACACAUGAAGAAACUGCGCUUGCUUCUUGGUUGUGGACUGGACACAGAUGUGGGCUGCUGCUUCUCCCAGCCCAAAUCCACUCCUCCAUAAGGGAAGACAAUCAGCAUCAUUGCUGCUCCAGUUACAAAGUCUCCAAGGACCCUCCUGGACUCCUUCUCCCCAGACCCCUGGAUGGGGUGUGAUGCCCCUCACCCUCCUGCUGCUGCUCUGGGGGCCCCUGGCCCUGAUGGAGACCCCGGAGGGUUCCCAUUCCCUGAGGAUUUUCCACACCGCGAUGUCCCGGCCCGGCCUCGGGGAGCCCCACUACAUCGCCGUGGGCUACGUGGACGACACGCAGUACGGGUGGUUUGACAGCGACUCUCCGGGCCAGAGUGCGGAGCCGCGGGCGCCCUGGGCGGGGCAGGUGGGGCAGGAGGACCUGGACGAGGAGACUCAGAGCCAAAGAGACAACGCACAGUGGUUCAAAGCGCUCCUCGAGGAAUUGCGCGGCCGCUACAACCGGAGCGAGGACGGGUCUCACACCCUCCAGAGGAUGUUUGGCUGUGAAGUGGGGCCAGACCUGAGUCUCCUCGGCGGGUAUGACCAGUUCGCCUACGACGGCGUGGAUUUCAUCUCCCUGAGCAAGGACCUGCGCUCCUGGACCCCCGCGGACUCGGGGGCUCAGAUCACCCAGCACCAGUGGGAGGCGGCGGGGAGGGCCGAGCGCGUCAGGCACAGUGUGCAGAGCAGGUGCUUCCCGCGGCUCCGCAGACUCCUGGAGACGGGGAAGGAGGUGCUGCAGCGCGCAGAUCCCCCAAAGGCACAAGUGACCCUCCAUCUCACCUCUGACCAUGAGGUCACCCUGAAGUGCUGGGCUCUGGGCUUCUACCCUGCGGACAUCACCCUCUCCUGGAAGCGAGAUGGGGAGAACCUGACUCAGGACACAGAGCUGGUGGAGACCAGGCCUGGUGGUGAUGGAAACUUCCAGAAGUGGGUGGCUGUGGUGGUGCCUUCUGGAGAGGAGCAGAGAUACAUGUGCCAUGUGCAGCAUGAGGGACUGGAGGAGCUCCAAGUCCUGAGAUGGGUGCCCCCUCCUCAGUCCUCCAAGCCCAACGUGGCCAUCAUUGCUGGCCCAGUCCUUGGAGCUGUGCUCACUGGAGCUGUGGUUGCUGCAGCUGUGAUGUGGAGGAAGAAGCGCUCAGGUGAAGAAGGAAGAAGCUACACUCUGGCUCCAGCUCUUGUUUGACACUGAGAUUCCCGCCCUGCUGAUGCCCCAAAGAGGAGGAGGCUGGACACUGAUUCCCUCAGAUGUACCAGGGUCAGGAUAACCGGGAGGCUGACGACAAGUUCUGGGGCUGAACAGGACGGACACUGGGAGUGUCAGCUGUGACGGGCUGUUCUGAUGGGCUGUUUGGUCAGAACAUGAAGGUUUCUCAGAGCAGAGAGCACCGGGAGGACACACAGGAGAGAAACGUGUGGAGAAGCCGCCUUGCUUCUUGGCUUUGCACUUGAACUGGGAACUUAGAGACGUAGAAGGAGACGCCUGGAAGACACCAUGAUGGCCUGAGUUGGAUCCCUAGCCAGGUAGCUGACCCCCGUGGUGCGGCAGACCUCUCCUAUCGUGCCUGGUGCUCCCCUCAGCAGUGUAUUUCAGUAGAUCUGCCUGUUCCGUUCCCCACUUUGUCUCUGAUGAAUCCUCUCACCAUUGCAACCCCCACCACCUCUGGCCUUCACCCCAGCUCUUCUGCACAUAAGUAAAUAUAUCUUAAAAAUGUGUUUGUUUUCAUAAAUCCAAUAAAGUUCUGUUUCCCCUUUUCUUUAAUAGAUAAUUGGAAAUACGGGUAUUUUACCAAGGCUUUGUCUGGAAUGUUGUGUUUUCAGAAACCAGACUGAUCUCAGAGCCUACAAGGAAACAAUAACCUGGCACUUGUUUUAGGGGUACAAAAGGUCUGUCAUGAGUGUAAAGAAUAACCCCUUGUGAGGCCCAGAAACCCCAGAUGUCUUGGGAACCUCAAGAGAGGGUUCCUGGAAGAUCUAGGUACUGCAGGCCAAAUCUGAUGGUGAGACCUUGGUGUGGUCCUGAGCCCUGACUCCUGGCUUUCAGAAGCUCUUAGUCUGAGGGUUCUUAUAAGUUCCAACAAAGCAAAAUUAAAAGGUCUGCAUAAUAAUUUCUGUUCCUGUUGAAUUCAUGCAAACUGACUGUGAUGGUGUAGUGUCUGGGUGAGGCCGGGACCUGAUAACAGUCUGGAGGCUGAACAUGCUGGAUACCAGGAACAAUAACUGUGACAGGCUGUUCUGACAGCUCUUUGCUGUGACUGUCUGUGUGUAACUGAUUAUAACAAGGCCAGCUGGAGAUGAGACGGGCCCUUCAGGGUGCGAUGCCCCCCAUUCUCUCAGAUCAAUGGCCAGUGAUCUGAAAAGUGAAAGUGCCUGAAGAUUCCAUUCCUGGCUCUGCUUGUGGCUUUCUGGUGGUGAUGGUGAAGGGUCCAUGCAGGAGGCCUGAAUGCAAAAGCCCACCACGAAGCCUACCUGAGGGCAGGAAUGCGGAAGCUGCCUGGAGGAUUCAGACAAUGAGCCUCCCCCCUCCCCCUAUGGGUCUCUUCUCAGACAAAGAACCUCUACCUGCCCCAUGAAUCUUUUCGUGCCCUACAAAGUUCUUCCCACCUUAUGAACCCAAUUUCCCACCUGACCUCUCCUCACUCUAUAAAAGCCUGCCUCCCCCUGACAAUGUGUGCGGCUUUACUGACCCCCACCUUGGUCCGUGAAGCUCUCCCGGGCGCACAACAAAUUUUCCCCAUCUUUGAGAAACUUAGCCUGGCUCUUCUUUACAGCGCUGAACCUUUCAAUAUGAUUUAAGCCAUCAUGAAUUUAUGACACUUGUGUGACCAAACAAAUGGUGUAUUCUGGAGACUAUUCCAGGUGCACCUGACAAGAAUAUAUAUUCAGCUUUUUGGAGUGUAGCGCCCUGUGAAUAUUUAUUCAGCCCACAUGGUCUAAUUCCUCACUUAAAGCUAUAGUUUCCCUGAGUUCUGUCAGGUGAUGUGUCCUUGAUGAAAGUGGGGUCUUGAAUUUCUUUACCACCAUUGUGUUGCUGCUGAUAUCUGUUUUCAGAUCUGUUAAUAGUUGCCUUAUAUAUUUUGCUGCUCCUUUGUUUUGUGCAUGUGUAUUGAUGAGUGUUAUGUCUUCCUGAUGUAGGAUUCCUUAAUCAGAUGAUGGUCAUCCCUGUCUCUUGUUACCUUUUUUAGCUGGAAAUUUAUUUUAUGUUAUAGAGCAGCCCCUGCAAUUUUGGGGAUGCCCCAAUUAAAUUGUGUUUUUUCCCAAGAACUUUUCAAUCCUAUUGGUUAUCUUAGUAGCUCCAGUGGGUCUCCUGGAGAGGCAUAGAGUUGGGUUUUAUUUUUUGGUACAAUCAGGCACUGUGCCUUUUUGUUUACUAAGCUUAAUUCAUUUGCAAAAAGGUGAUUAAAUGAUGAGCUACUAUUGCCAUUUUGUCUUUAGUCAAAUCCAGCCCAGAAAUGUGUGGUAUCUGGAGCGGGUGGUGAGGGCUCCAGGGUCACUGCCACCUUGGUCCCCUGGUCAGUUUGCAGGAUGGUGUCGGGUGGGAGGCCCAGACAUUAGCCAGGUGGCUGGGGUUCAGACCUGGGCACUAACAUAGCCCCCCAGUCUCCAUGUCCUUGUUUCUGAAAGGGAAUGGGGGAGGGGUGUCAGGACAGUAUCACUUCCCAAUUCACAGAGUGCUGGGGAGGAAUCUCCGAGGUCACACAGAGAAAGUAACUGCUGAGGUCACGUAGUCGGCCUUCCAUCAGCUCCCUGAGCCACUUCUGUUCCUGUGCCCACAUGUGGCUUUCAAGACCCAGCUCCCAUGUCCCCUUCCUGCUGAGGAAGGAACCUCCCUGGCUCUACCCUUGGCCCCCUCUGAGGCAGCUACUGCAGCCCUUCUCUCCUCACACACCCCAGGCUGCAGGGCCUCCAGGGUGGGGUAAUGUGGUUCUCUGUGACCUUAACACCCAGUGGAGUAUGUUCCUGGGCACCAGUAUGUGUUGGGCUAGGGGACCCCAAAUGCCCAACUGCAGGUCUGAAGGGCAGAGUCACCUGGGAUGUGUUUAGAGAGAAGUUCCCCAGUCUGUCCCCAGAGGCAGAGAGUGGGCUCUUGGCUGCCCAGAGCUGGGGAGGAAAAGGUAGGGGUGGUACCCAUGGGCCCAGGCCCAGGAAACAAGGUUGUUGUGGUGACGGAGAUGUUCUCAAGAUAGAGUACAUGAUGGUUGCCCUGUUUUGUGCUUACCAAAAGGACAUGAGAGGUUGAGCUGUCAACAAGUGACUCGAUGCAUAAGUUAUAUCUCAAAUUCCUUUAGAAACAUAUUUAAAAAUGUGUCUGCAAGUUAUCCUGUGUCUGUCCUCCACUGUAUCCUCAUCGAGGGCUUGUGGGGCAGGAAACUGCCUCAGCCCACGAGGAGCUGAGCACAGACGGCUUCACUGCACAGGUGCUCUCAAGGAGCCUCCUCUGCGUGGUCCUGAGUCACGUGAUGAGAUGCUGACGUCACGCUGUUUCUGUGAUGGAAGAGACUUUUAGGGGCCUUGAGUGGGAGGCAGCUUAUUUUUCAUGUGGGCAGAAUGGAAAUAAUUUGUGUCAAGAAGGUGGAUUGUGUUGGUUUUCAAUUUUCCACCAAUUCUGUGAUACACAAGAGAGUAGACACUUCCCCCUGUGAGUGUACCUGACUUGCUGGCUCUUCCUCGUGAGGAGAAUGAAGCAGAAGAGACGCGCCACGUCAGAGUCAGGCUCACAGGGACUGAGACUUCCCGCCCGGACUCCCCUCCUGGUCCCUCUCUGGGGUGACUCCCUGCACACGGUGGACCCUCAGCUAAGGGGACGCCCACAGGACAAGGACCUGAGGGUUUUCUCCAGGAGCCACAUGCAGGAGCUCUGAGGCAGGUCCUUCCACGCUGAUCACGGCCGUUCAGAUCCGCCAACAUCUCGUCCCCAUCGCUGCCUCAUGGGACCCAGAGCUGGAGCUUCUGAGUGAGGCCCCUCUUCAUGCCCCCCCCUCAGAGACUGUGCCAGAUGCCAGAUCUUUGUAUUAGGUGCAAAGUAUGAAAUGAUUUGGUAUAAACCAUUCAAAAAUUAAGCAAUAAAGUGAUCAGUGGCUGUUUUCUCGCAAGAAACACCAGAGACCAGAGUAGCUCAUGUGACAGUCAAGUCUUGAUAGUAAUGAGCUGUCAGAUGAGAAUUCCACAUCCCCUGAAGUGUUCUUCAAAAUAAACGUGAUUUAAAAAAAUUAUUUCUACUGUUUUCAGAUUCCA